AUGGAAGACAUCACGCUACACAUUCGGCGCGACAUAUGCAAGCAGCGCCGCGACGAGGACUGUCAUGCUCACCAUCCUCACAUCGAAGCCUGCACAGCCUCCCUCCGGCUCGCGCAAAACGACACCUCGAUCGGUCACAUCUACCUCAACAUACUGCAUCAAGCCGCCUUGGUACGCAUUGGACCCAUCCGAAUGUGGGACGAAUGCCAGAUCUAUGAUGAAAGACAUCUCGGAGCAAAGCUAGACAAAGUCGAGAACUACCUUGCCAACGAGAGCUUUCCACCAGAUCGAGACUUGCAAAUCAGGCAAGCUACAUGCAUACUCUUCAUCGAUGAGGUUAUCUUGCAUCCCACCAUGCGUGGUCAAGGGCGCGGACUCGCGGCAGUGAAGAAGGUGAUGGAUGCGUUGGAGCUUCCAGACGAUACUGUGGUUUUGCUUCAAGCAGGACCUGUGGGUGAUACUGGCGACGGGCGACUGGACGCCGGGGAGCGGAUCGCAAGACACUGGAAGAAGCUUGGGUUCCAGGAAUGGAGUGAGACUGAUGAAUCGUGGCUUUGCUUGUUGCUGCGAGAGCCUGAGGGUCGUGUACAGGGAGGCUGA
Messenger RNA from Fulvia fulva, 600 nucleotides. RefSeq lists its product as uncharacterized. The transcript has a single exon. The record is from RefSeq and is a predicted model, not a curated record. The coding region runs from base 1 to 600 and encodes 199 amino acids. Lineage: Eukaryota; Fungi; Ascomycota; Dothideomycetes; Mycosphaerellales; Mycosphaerellaceae.